UAAUGGCCGUACCCCACAGCUAGCUGGUGUAUUUGAGGGAGCAUCCAUUCACUGUGUUCAUCACGAUAAUACAGUCACGACGAAAUAAAUGUGACGGUCGUUUAUUGCAUUUGUAGCGCAUUUGUGUCAGAUCUACGUCGGCUAGUUAAAGACGGAUUAUUUACUGAUACCAAAGAUUGGUUACGGAAAACAUAUGAAGCAUGUGAAUAAAAAUAAGCAUGGAUCAACACUAGAAUACACGAUUACAAGCCCAGACGCCGAGCAGGAUUAAGGAAAUGGAUCUGGAAGGGCACCCUGGGUCUGAGUCAGAACCAGACAGCCUUCUUGGUCCCACUGCCCCAGAAUCGGAACCAAAUGUGAUUGUGAAGGAAGAAGAGGAAGAUGGAGACUUGGCAGUUCCAGAACACCUCUCAGGUCCUACCAUGGCAGACGUAUCUGAAUUUAAUAUGAUUAUUAAAGAGGAGGAGGAAGAUGAAGAUGAGGAGGAGGAGGAUGAUGAUAUGGCUGACCUAGGAGAAAGAAUAAAGUCUGACCCAGACUACCUUCCAGACGUGACCGAAAAGACUGGUCAGCUACACCACCAGAAGAGGAAAAAGACAGUGAAGAAGCUUCAUCCAUGCCCUGAAUGUGGGAAGACAUUCGACAGGCCAUCACACUUAGAGAGACAUGAGAAGACCCACACCAGAGUCAAGAAGCUGGCUCCGGACUACCCGUGUUCUUUUUGUGGGAAGAUAUUUGCCAAACCGUCUAAGCUGGCUCGGCACGAGCGAGGCCAUACCGGAGAGAAACCAUACUCCUGUUCCAAGUGUGGGAAGAGCUUCGCUGAGCCGGGCCACCGGAACAGUCACGAGCGGACGCAUGAGGAAGAGGGCCCCGAAGAGAGACCGUACAUUUGUGCAGACUGUGGAAUAGGCUUCUUUAACCAGUCUAAACUGCAACGACACCAACGUACCCACACAGGAGAGAAACCAUACCACUGCACUGAUUGUGGGAAGACCUUUGCCCGAUCUGGAGGCCUAAAGACCCACCGUCUAAGCCACACGGGGGAGAGACCAUACCUUUGCUCCGACUGUGGCAAAAGUUUCUUCAGUUCGGGGGACCUGAAAGUUCACCAUUUGACUCAUACCGGAGAAAAACCACACUGCUGUUCCGUGUGCGGGAAGGGUUUCGCGCAGAGGGGUAAUAUGAGGGCCCAUGAACGCUCUCACUCUGGGGAAAGACCUUACAUCUGUGCCGACUGUGGGGCCAGUUUUGCUCAUUCUAACUAUUUAAAGAUACAUCAACGCAUUCAUACGGGAGAGAGACCUUUCCCAUGUCAUGUGUGUGGCAAGAGGUUUAUUCUUUCCGGACACCUCGGAAGACACCAGAAAACACACAUACCAAAACAGGAUGCUUAGGGUGACAGACACACACACAGAAACAUGAUAUAAGGCAGACCUGAUAAAAACCUAAGGAAAAGAUAAAUGGCCUAAGCAAACUGUGUUUUGGUACAGUGUUUCGUGUGAGGUUCCUUCUUGCCACCCUACUCCUGUCCAGUGUCCUAAAUGCCCCCCUGUUCAUCAGACUGGCUGGGAUUUUAAUGACCUAUCAGUCAAUAUAUAGAAUGUCAUUAUGGGUUUUACACAGUGUAUGUGUGUUUCUGCCUGUAACCGUGGGGCUGUUUUUAAUACUGUUUAAAUCACUUUGACAGCUCUGGUUAUUUUCAUGUAUUUACCUGUAAACCACUGUUUCUGUUUCUACCCUUAAAAUCAUGUAAAUACAACACUUCAGAACACAACAAAUGUCUUAUUACUUGUACAGGAAGUGUAACUUUUUAUGGGACCAUGUUACUGAUUGACGUAACAACACUAGUAAAAUGACAAAUUACUUUACGCGAAUAAAAUGUUCCUAGGUG
Molecule: messenger RNA, 1894 nt
Organism: Esox lucius (northern pike)
Lineage: Eukaryota; Metazoa; Chordata; Actinopteri; Esociformes; Esocidae
Product: zinc finger protein 239-like
Exons: 4
Coding region: 276-1397 (373 amino acids)
Biological process (GO): regulation of DNA-templated transcription
Molecular function (GO): RNA polymerase II cis-regulatory region sequence-specific DNA binding; DNA-binding transcription factor activity, RNA polymerase II-specific
Source: RefSeq, a predicted model, not a curated record